This is a messenger RNA of Portunus trituberculatus (swimming crab), 663 nucleotides long. Its product is annotated as 60S ribosomal protein L12-like. The record is from RefSeq and is a predicted model, not a curated record. Gene Ontology annotation, biological process: translation. Gene Ontology annotation, molecular function: structural constituent of ribosome; large ribosomal subunit rRNA binding. Gene Ontology annotation, cellular component: cytosolic large ribosomal subunit; ribosome. Lineage: Eukaryota; Metazoa; Arthropoda; Malacostraca; Decapoda; Portunidae. Bases 111 to 608 code for a protein of 165 amino acids. The transcript has 5 exons.
CGCUGGCUCCACGUGGGGUGCCAAAGAAGCCUGGUGCCAAUGCCAAGCCUGCCUUUCGCUACAAGACCGCAGGGCAGGAUACACACGCGCCUCUCCGCCCCGCCACCACAAUGCCUCCUAAGUUUGAUCCAACCGAGAUUAAAAUUGUGAAGCUGCGAGCAGUGGGAGGCGAAGUGGGUGCAACAUCCUCGCUUGCCCCCAAGGUGGGUCCUCUUGGCCUGUCCCCUAAGAAGGUUGGUGAGGACAUCUGCAAGGCCACCACUGCUUGGAAGGGUCUCAAGGUGACAGUGAAGCUGACCAUCCAGAACCGUCAGGCUCAGGUGGAGGUAGUGCCCUCAGCUGCUGCUCUGCUCAUCCGUGCCCUUAAGGAACCACACAGGGACAGGAAGAAGGUAAAGCACAUCAAGCACAAUGGUAGCGUGAGUUUUGAUGAAGUGAUCAACAUUGCUCGCAUCAUGAGGCCUCGUUCCAUGGCCAAGACCCUGAAGGGCACCGUGAAGGAGAUCCUGGGUUCAGCAAACAGUGUGGGCUGCAGCAUUGAUGGCCAGAACCCCAGAGACGUGCAGGAGGCGGUGGAGAAUGAUGAAAUGGAGGUGCCAGACGAAUAAAGACCGGCUGCUGCAGAGAGAGGAACUGUUUUAGUCAAUAAAGGAAUAUAUGACA